AUGAUUUUCCUUGAAUUCUCUUCGGAAGAUACUGUCAUUGGUAAGCUCGUAUUCGAGAUAUUCGAAGACAUUGUUCCUAGGACAGCCAAGAAUUUUAUCUCGCUGUGUUGUGGUGAUCCUGCCAAGGUAUCAUAUCUAGACGAGCUGACCUACAGGAGAUGUCGAGUACAUUCCAUCAUAGAAAACUUCAUGGUCGUAUCGGGGGAUGUUACGAAUGGGGACGGAUCCGGCGGAAGAUCAGUCUAUGGAGACACUUUUCCAGACGAAAGUUUCGAGCUCUGCCAUGUCGGGCCAGGCAAGAUUGAACCCGCUUUAUUUCCAUGCAAGAAUGCCAAACCUCCCUGA
Guillardia theta CCMP2712 is the source of this 345-nucleotide messenger RNA. RefSeq lists its product as hypothetical. Gene Ontology annotation, molecular function: peptidyl-prolyl cis-trans isomerase activity. Lineage: Eukaryota; Cryptophyceae; Pyrenomonadales; Geminigeraceae. The transcript has 2 exons. Gene Ontology annotation, biological process: protein peptidyl-prolyl isomerization. Bases 1 to 345 code for a protein of 114 amino acids. The record is from RefSeq and is a predicted model, not a curated record.